Messenger RNA from Monopterus albus (swamp eel), 907 nucleotides. RefSeq names its product serine/arginine repetitive matrix protein 3-like. The transcript is spliced from 7 exons. The record is from RefSeq and is a predicted model, not a curated record. NCBI's taxonomy places the organism in Eukaryota, Metazoa, Chordata, Actinopteri, Synbranchiformes, Synbranchidae. Gene Ontology annotation, molecular function: mRNA binding. The coding region runs from base 182 to 868 and encodes 228 amino acids.
CAGCACCAGGAGCCGAGGAGAGGCAGCGAGCUAGCUAAAGCUGAAGAGUAAGGACUGAAGACACGGCUCAACAUUAGCACCUACACCGACAAGAGUCUCACACACUGAAAAUACCUACCGAUAUCCGCCAGAAUCGCCGAGACCAACGAGGCAACGGAAUACAAGAAAGAGUCCAGUAAUCAUGUACGAUGCGGCAAGGGUGUCGUCUCCUAAGGAUGGUGCAAUUGGCCCACCUGUGGUCCCCGGAGCAGAAGCAGGAACAACUGUAGGAUCAGGAGGGCCCAUGCCGACUGCGGUCCUACAAGCUAAAACUGAGGAGGGGUGGCCAGGUACGGAGGAGGAGGAGGAGGAGCUCAAAGCAGAACCUGUACUGGUGAAGAAGCCACACAGAGAGAUUCUGGACCAUGAGAGGAAGAGGAGGGUGGAGCUCAAAUGUAUGGAGCUCCAGGAGAUGAUGGAGGAACAGGGGUACACAGAAGAAGAGAUUCGACAGAAAGUAAGCACAUUCAGACAAAUGCUGAUGGACAAAGAGGGAGUCAUCACCAGAGAGGGCUCACACACACAGUCAGUGGUCAGCCACUUGCACUAUCAGCCUGAGGCGUAUGAAGAAGACCUUGAACUGGUCAGCUAUGAAGAUGGUGACUAUGACCAGGAUUACCACCGUGACAACAGAGUGAAGAGGAAAUCAAGCAGCUCUCCAUCCCCUCGUCCAAAGAAAAGGAAGAAGAAGAAAUCUGGCCGCCGAAGGAGUCGGUUUGGUAGCUCCUCACCCACACGCCGAGAGAAGAAGAAAAAGAGUGGGAAAAAACACAAGCGAGACAGAUCUGCAUCUGGCUCCAGAAAAAAGAAGCGAUACAGGUAUGCAUGAGAGAGGAAAACAAUACAUUGUAACAUGACUGCCACCGUU